AUGGCGUCCGGUGGCGCCGGCAGCGGCGUCCAGCAGCGACCGGCGGCGGCGACGGUCAAUCGGCCUCCGGCAACUGGUGGCGGCGGCAACUGUCGGUCGGCCUCCGGCGGCGCCGGGCUGCCCCGCGGUGGCAGCGGUCAACAGCGGUCAAUGGCGGCCUUAAUUUCUUUUCUUCUUUUUUUUCACUGGGCCGGGACUGGCGGGAGGCCGUCGUGUCCAUCGCCGAAUCUAACGAGCUGCCGCUCCUUCCCACGCCUCCAGCUACCGGAGACAACGCGGCGCCUCUCUGUCCCAAGCCGCAGCUGUUGCAUCAUGAUGUCGAGCCUGUUUUCGUUCGGUCGGCGUCCCUCGUGGCUUCGUCUUGCAUCGCUACUCCCGGCCGAAAGUCACUACCGACCUGAUUCACCAAUCAUCGGCCGAAUCACCGCUGCGUGCACCUCGCCGAACCACCACCGUGGCCAUCCUUUGCCAGGGAGCACCGUACCGCCGGUCAUCCGUCGAGCCGAUUCCGAUGAAGUCCAAAUUCGGCACUAUUAUCCUGUGAAGUUAGUGUAUUCCCGAGGAUCUCUGUCUUCAUCUCUGUGUGCUCUGCCGGGGAAGCAUUCCAAAAACCUCAGCUCACUUCCUAGCCCGGCCACACCACACCAAGUUACCAACCUUUUGUUCUCUUCUGGGGAGAAACAAGGAGUUCUGGAACAAAUACGCUUCCCAGAUAUGGCACACUCAAAGGGCAGAGCCUUUGAGUUCGAUGUGUUCUUAAGUUUUAGUGGAGUGGACACUCGUUUUGACUUCACGGACUUCCUCAAUAAAGACUUGAAUAAUGCCAGAAUCCGCGUAUUCAGGGACGAAGACUCAAUCAAGGUGGGUGAUAAGAUUGGUGAGACAAUUCUACAAGCUAUUGACAACUCCAAAAUCUACGUACCCAUCAUCUCUCAAACUUACCCUAACCGCAAAUGGUGUCUUAUCGAGCUUGAACGCAUGAUGAACAAUGUGUCUCAAUCAAAGGGUAGAAAAAGUAUUUUCCCCCUCUUUUAUAAAGUGGAACCUGGGGAUGUUAAACAUUGGACUCCAUGCCCCGAGAAUCUUCCCUCCGAAGUCGAACUUAGGGCGCUCAAAGAGACUCUUGCAAAGGUUGGUCAAAUCAAAGGAUGGAAGGUCGAGGAGGGACAAAGCCAAGUAGAAAUUGUCAAUUUGGUCGUUCAAAAGGUUUUGGAGGAGUUGGGCAAAAAAGAUGAGUCACAGACUGAGUAUCUAAUUGAGCUUGAUGACUUGACACAAUCACUUAAAGACUCUUUGAAUCGCGCAGAGAUGCAGGAUAUUGAAAGGGGAGAGAGGAGUGAAAGAAGAGGGAGGAUUCAAAGCAGAAGAAGUAUGGAGUUGAUACACGUGAAGAGAAAGACGAAGUACGUGAAGCGAGGGACGAGGGGAGGGGAGGUCUGGAAAUACGAGGAGUGCGUGCAGGAGGAGUGGAGGAGUAGAGAAACGAGCGUAGGCAAAGAAAGGGAGGAGGUUGGGAAAUACAAGAAGGGCAUGCUGGAGGAGCGGAGGAGGAGAGGGAGGAAUCUACUAGGCAAAGGACGGGAGGAGUCGUGGAAGAGAGUAGGCAGAGAAAGGGAGGAGGACGGGAAAGUCUGA
This is a messenger RNA of Eucalyptus grandis, 1635 nucleotides long. RefSeq lists its product as uncharacterized. The coding region runs from base 1 to 1635 and encodes 544 amino acids. The record is from RefSeq and is a predicted model, not a curated record. NCBI's taxonomy places the organism in Eukaryota, Viridiplantae, Streptophyta, Magnoliopsida, Myrtales, Myrtaceae. The transcript is spliced from 5 exons. Gene Ontology annotation, biological process: signal transduction.